Molecule: messenger RNA, 1219 nt
Organism: Gavialis gangeticus (Gharial)
Lineage: Eukaryota; Metazoa; Chordata; Crocodylia; Gavialidae
Gene: BORCS5
Product: BLOC-1 related complex subunit 5
Exons: 4
Coding region: 250-840 (196 amino acids)
Biological process (GO): positive regulation of anterograde synaptic vesicle transport; organelle transport along microtubule; lysosome localization
Cellular component (GO): cytoplasmic side of lysosomal membrane; synaptic vesicle membrane; BORC complex
Source: RefSeq, a predicted model, not a curated record
GCUGCUUCUACACAUGCUCACAUGGGGAGCUGCUGCUAGCCGGAUUGCUGGUUGCUUGGAGGCUGCUGGGAGCCCUUGUUCCCUUGCUCCUGAGGCAGGAGGGAAAGGAGCCCUGUGGCUUGCAAGUGGUGGGGGAGAGGUUGCAUUGGCAGUGCAAGGCUCUCGCUGUUUCCCCCCCAGGGCUGGGGUGUGUGCUUAGCAGUGUAGAGGUCUUGGGGGAAUCCUUUUUCCUCCAUCACAGCUGUAGCUAUGGGAGCAGAGCAGAGUGCAGAAGCUGAGAGCCGGCCACAUGAUCUGAGCUCUUCAGCAUCGCCCUCUCCAGCUAAGCACCGUGCUAAGAUGGAUGAUAUUGUUGUGGUGGCCCAGGGAACUCAGUCCUCAAGAAAUGUCAGCAAUGAUCCCGAUGUCAUAAAAUUGCAGGAGAUACCAACUUUCCAGCCGCUUUUGAAAGGGCUUCUCAGUGGGCAGACCUCACCUACAAGCACCAAACUGGAGAAACUGGACUCUCAGCAAGUGCUACAGCUGUGCCUCCGGUACCAGGAUCAUCUUCACCAGUGCGCAGAAGCUGUUGCUUUUGAUCAGAAUGCUUUAGUGAAACGAAUUAAAGAGAUGGAUGCUUCUGUGGAAACGCUGUACGGCUUCAUGCAGGAACGCCAGAAAAGGUAUGCCAAGUAUGCAGAGCAGAUUCAGAAGGUCAAUGAGAUGUCUGCCAUCCUCCGCCGCAUACAGAUGGGCAUUGACCAGACAGUCCCACUCAUGGAGAGGCUGAACAGCAUGCUGCCUGAGAAUGAAAGGCUGGAGCCCUUCAGCAUGAAACCGGAUCGGGAGUUUAAGUCCUAGUUGCCCCAGACUCCUCUUCCUAACCUUCUCAUUCUAGCAUCCCGAGUGAGGACGUGUUUCCAGUAAGUUUGAUUGGCAGCCUUUUGGAACAGACAGCAUUGCUGCCUGACUCUUUGCCAGGGCUUUGAGAAGAGACCUGCGACAUUGGCAGAACUGAACUGAAACAGUGUGGCCAGCAAUAAAGGAGCUGCCUCCUCUGGUUGUUCCGAGAAGAAAAAUAAACUUUCUUCAUCAGAGCCUCCAGCACCACCACUCGUAUUGAAACAUUUACUUUGUUCCUGUUACUAGACUUGGUCUCAGGGAGGAGCAAUCCUUCCAUCUGUUCUUUUAUUAGAAAAAUUCAUAGGGAUACUGGAUGCAAUAAACCUAAUUAACUUUC